AAAGGGUGCCUUUUGCCGCUGAACUUCGAGUCCUCUAUAUCCCCUUUCCCGACUCAACACUAGUUUCUCUGCAAAUGGCAACUUCAUCAUCGACAACAACUUCAACCAUAAACGAUGAUUUUUCAGUGUUUGUGUUGGCAUCCGAUUUGGGAAUCGACGCAACUCCCUUUUUAACCGAACCAAAUCAAACAGAAAUAGAAAUAGACGACCAAGAUAAUGAAAACUGGCACGAUUGCUCUCAGUAUCUCUUGCCCGACGAAGAUUUCUCUGAUCUCGAUCUCUUGCAAUUCUUUCGCCUCCAGGGCUCCGAUAAAUCCGGCAACCGUAUCUUUCUUGUCGUCGGCAAGUGCUUUCCCGCUCAAAUUAUCAGUGGGGAGAGACUAAAGAAGUAUAUAUUUCAUAAGAUAUGCAGUGAGUUACCUGAAGGACGAUUCUGUAUUGUUUACAUGCAUAGUACUGUGCAAAAGGAGGAUAAUUCUCCUGGUGUUACUAUCUUGAGGUGGAUAUAUGAAGAACUUCCUGCUGACUACAAGGAUAGGCUUCAAGCUGUGUACUUUGUUCACCCCGGGCUCCGCUCAAGGCUCUUUUUUGCUACCCUUGGUCGGUUCUUCUUAAGUGGAGGUUUAUAUUGGAAGAUCAAGUAUGUAAACCGUCUCCAGUACCUAUGGGAGGACAUCAAAAAAGGGGAGAUUGAGAUCCCUGAGUUUGUGAAGAGUCACGAUGAUAUUCUGGAGCACAGACCGCUGACAGAUUACGGAAUCGAACCGGACCCUUUUUACUUAAAUGAAGUGCCCACCACAGCUUACUCGCUGGGGAAGUAUGAAGAGAGAUGGGCGUCAAGAGAAUAUGCAAGUUAGUGUCAUUCUGAUGUAGGUCUAAUUCAUGUUUGAGACUACCAAAAUUGUGUUGUUAGUGUUAAGCUAAUAGAAAAAGCAUCAAGUUUGUACAGAAUGUAAUUGCUCUUGCAUUUGGAUUCCUGUUUCAUAAACGGCAGCUAGUGUGUCGAGAAAAACAGAGCGAUCCUACAAAAAUGGAUGGUGUAAGAUAUGAUAUCUUUGCAGCUCCUUAUGAAGUAACUUUGAACAUUAGUGUUAAUGUCUCGAUCUUUUCGUCAAGACCCUGAUAAGUAAGAAGGCCAAACCUACAGUUCAUGUCCCAUCACUGAAGCAAGAGAGAAUGCUGGGAUUCUGUUAGAGGUUUAUUUGCAUUAUUAGCAGUGUUAGACCUGCUGUGAAUCUGUUUGUUAUGCAGUUUUAAUUAUUUUACAAAGCUGUUAUUUUUAUA
Mercurialis annua (annual mercury) is the source of this 1284-nucleotide messenger RNA. RefSeq lists its product as uncharacterized. The record is from RefSeq and is a predicted model, not a curated record. The transcript is spliced from 3 exons. Bases 75 to 857 code for a protein of 260 amino acids. Lineage: Eukaryota; Viridiplantae; Streptophyta; Magnoliopsida; Malpighiales; Euphorbiaceae.